CCGCUUCGGCUUCUCCACAGUGUGAUGUCUGUUGCAUCUUGAUAAACUGCCGGUUCCCAAAUUCACUUUCUACCCGUUAACUUUACCCAAUCGUAUAUUACUUUUUUACAUUGCAAUAGUUUACAAAUACUGUAACGAUAUGACACGACCGGCUUUGCAGAAAGCAAGAUAAUAAUAAUAAUAAUAACAAUGUACAAUCCUGGAAACUGACACCUCUUCGACCAUCACAGGUAAUGUAAACAAGACGCUGGUAAGUCCAUCAGAGCGUCUAAUCGAGCUCCAGGUGAGACAGCUGCCUUGUUUAUUCUUACAGUUCGCACUUUGUGGACAGGAGGGCGGUUAGCAAGCUGUGUUGCUUCCUCCCCGAUCCGGAGUGGACGUCAGGACGGGACCCAGGCAGCGUUGCGCUGUGUUGUGCAGUUUAACCGCUCCACCCCGGGCAGAAAGCAAGCCCCCUGCGGAUAUGUGGUGGUUUCAGCAGGGUCUCUGUUUCUUACCCGCCGCUACUGUGGUGUGGGCUUCCGCGACGUUCAUUUUUUCUUACAUCACCGCCGUGGUCCUGCGUCACGUCGACCCCCUGGUGCCCUACAUAAGUGACACUGGUGCCAUGCCUCCGGAGAGAUGUGUGUUCGGGAUCAUGCUCAACAUCUCAUCAUUUUUAGGUGUUGCCACUGUGUACGUCCGGUACAAGCAGGUGAUGGCGCUGAAUCCUGACAAGCCACGCCUUCUCAAGCUCAACACGGCCGGCCUGGUGCUGGGCCUGAUCAGCUCCUUCGGACUCUGCAUCGUCGCCAACUUCCAGAAAAACACCAUGAUUUCCAUGCACUUGGUGGGGGCCAUCCUGACGUUCGGGAUCGGAACGCUUUACAUCCUGUUCCAGACCAUCAUCUCCCACAAGAUGCAGCCCCACAUCCACGGCAUGGGCGUCUUCUGGGUGCGGCUCUGCCUGGGGCUCUGGUGUUUAGCCAGCAUAGUGACUAUGUUCGUCUCCUCUGUGAUCAUGUACAGCAGCCUGCCCGGAGUUGACUUGGCCAAGAAACUGCACUGGAACCCAGAAGACACAGGCUAUGCUGCUCACAUCGUCAGCACGAUCUCAGAAUGGUCGCUGGCUUUCUCCUUCCUCAGCUUCUUCCUCACGUACAUACAGGACUUCCAGAAGAUCACGCUGCGCGCCGAGGCCACCCUGCAGAGCCGGCACCUCUUCAACGGGCCGCAGUUCAACGUGAACGUGCGCAGCGGAGAGAUCACGCCGCUGCUCACCGGCUCCAUCUGAGCAGGGACUCUCGCACGGGGACAGCAAGCACGGGCUCCGGAUCCAGAGGAGGAGGCUUGUCAAGGGCUGAAGCUUGAUGCUUCUGUAUCCGUGCUCAAGGAUAAGGGGAGCAGAGCUUCACUCUUACUUUUGAAACGCCUCAGUUUGUUUGUUUUUUUAAUCCUUGCCGCAGCUGAUUGCAUCAAAACAAAAACCAGCGCUUGUUCCGCUUCCAGCUCUGUACCUGUAUGCAGUGCAGUGAAUGCAGCAGUGCAGUGAAUGCAGCAGACCCCUCAACUGCUUUCUUCAACAUCCUGAAGGAGGAUGGGUCCUUGUUUUUUUGCGAGACAAAGAGACAGUUGUCUGUACAAUAUUGUUUUUACUUUUUGAACUGUGCAGUAUCACACGAGGUACGAUCUGGAAAUCCUCUUAUAUCUUACAAAGGGUAGUGAAAGUCCAGGUCCUACUGUGUGUUUAAUCUGUGUCUCAAAACAGCCAGCCAGACACACACGACGCCCUUUCCAUUGCUACACCUUAAUAAACUCUGUAACUACUCCAUCGACGAGUGAUCUGUGAA
Molecule: messenger RNA, 1829 nt
Organism: Polyodon spathula (Mississippi paddlefish)
Lineage: Eukaryota; Metazoa; Chordata; Actinopteri; Acipenseriformes; Polyodontidae
Product: DNA damage-regulated autophagy modulator protein 2-like
Exons: 8
Coding region: 464-1273 (269 amino acids)
Biological process (GO): regulation of autophagy; photoreceptor cell maintenance
Cellular component (GO): lysosome
Source: RefSeq, a predicted model, not a curated record